Messenger RNA from Linum trigynum, 1364 nucleotides. The record is from the annotation of a GenBank genome assembly. NCBI's taxonomy places the organism in Eukaryota, Viridiplantae, Streptophyta, Magnoliopsida, Malpighiales, Linaceae.
CGCACUUUCAAAUUGUUGCAUGAUACCCGUUGAAAAACAGAAAACACUAUUAUACUAGUUUGAACAAUUCUACGUAAUUAGUAAACUUCGUCAUCAUUGUGUGCCAAAUCCCCCACGGUAAGGUUGUCAGUUGUCACUCUGUUCCGUAUUUUAUAAUCCCAGAAAUGGAGAAAAAGAAAAGUAUCCUCCUCCUCAGUCCUCACUCCUCAGAGACAGCCAAAAAAAAAAAAAAUCCAAUCUACGUAGAAAUUUCCCGGCAGCCAGUCUCUCUCUAUAAAUACCCUCUUCCUCCUUCUUUCUCUCUUCAUCACCUCGACCUUUUAACUUACUCCCUUAACAUUGUUUCGGUUUCCUCUCUCCCUUUCAUUCAUUUCUUUCUCCACAUCAGAAAGACAGCCACGCGCCAUGGGAAACUGCUUAGCCCCAAACAAGAAAAGGUCCCAAGUACACGAAUUCCAAGAAGAACAUGAUAGUAAGGUGAAUUCCGACAAGACGAUGAAAACAGAGGAAACAGGGGAUGUUCCGACGACGAACAACGGCGGAACCGACGUCGGGACGAAAGUGAAGAUAGUUUUGACGAAAGAGGAGCUCGACUGGCUGAUGUACGAGCUCAAGGUGAAAAACAGCGGCGGCGAAGGCGGAUCCACGAAGAAGCUUGAGGAUGCUCUGGCUGAGAUCGAGAGAAACAGAGCACUGAAAUCGGCCAGUGUGAACAGCUGCUGGCAGCCUUCUCUGGAGAGCAUUAGUGAGUGCCCUGAAGACGUUGGAUCCGGGAGAUGUUAUUAGGAUGCAGCAUCUAAUCGCCAUUUUCGAUCUGUGAUUUAUCGAUUCAUAUAUUUUUUUUGGCCCCUUUUUCUAUGGGUAUUUUUUUGUUCUACCUGUUCUCUUGGGAGCGAACCUCUGUUUUCUUAUGUCCGUUGGUGACCUGUUUUUCCAUGUGGGUUUUGGUGAUAAACCCUUUUGAAAAAUUUACGAUGCAUAUGAUGUAUAAAGAAAGAUCGGAGUAUUUUUUUUAUAGAAAUUAUAAAUAUUUUUAUAGUUCGAACGAGUAGAAAUGACAUGUUUUCCCCCGAUUUGAACAUGAAGUUAAUCGCAGGUAUCAUAUCCUACAGACAUCACUAAUGCCAUUCUAUUGCGAGCGACUUGUUUCAUUUGCAGCGUUAAACAAAAACUAUCUUGGGCACCAUCUCCUUGAAGUUCUAGGGUUAAACCUCGAAAUUCUGGUUAAAGACAGGAUAUCCGAACAAGUCAGUUUAUUAAUCUCUUGUAGCUCUUUUAGAAAUUACGCAUUCUAUUUGUUGUUAAAUAUUUAAAUGGUUUGUAUUCACUGUCAUUUAUGUUUGCAUUAAAUGCGAAACUUGUAA